Molecule: messenger RNA, 7361 nt
Organism: Ornithodoros turicata
Lineage: Eukaryota; Metazoa; Arthropoda; Arachnida; Ixodida; Argasidae
Product: probable G-protein coupled receptor No18
Exons: 6
Coding region: 841-2127 (428 amino acids)
Biological process (GO): adenylate cyclase-activating adrenergic receptor signaling pathway
Cellular component (GO): plasma membrane
Molecular function (GO): octopamine receptor activity
Source: RefSeq, a predicted model, not a curated record
CCUCAACGCAACAACUGGCCUUGGGAGUUGCGCUCCCAACCAGACGGGCUCACUUGCGUGGUGGACACAGCAGCAUCUUAAAGCAACGCUGAUGCCGUGACCAAACGAACGAACACAGUCUCUCCUUCUUCGUGUUCAGCCGAAUUCCCUCGUGCACGAAUACUUGUCACUUUGCAGAACGUCGAAAUUGGACGUGCGAGUUCACGUGGUCCACGAGCGCAACUUUUUCAACGGCAUCGCGCGUUCGAAAACCGCUUACGGUAAACUUUCAAACUUUCCGCCGUGCUGCUCGUGAUCGUUUUCUUAGGAUGCUUUGAGACACUUGUAUCCCUGUGCUAAACUGCUUGUGUUGUGCUCCUUUAUCGUGGACUCAGAACACAAAAGUGAUGCCAACAUCGUGUGUUGGAGCACUUUGAAGGUACUCUACGUUGAACCAGGAGGAAACGGUGUUUUUCUAACCGCGUUUCUUUUUACAAAUUGGAUGUUGUGUACGAUUUGAUUCUGUGACCUACGGAUCAUCGGACGCGCGUUCGUACCUGCUCAAGUUUUAGGAAUAAAUCUUUUACAAGUUUUCAUCGCACGACACCAGGAAAUACCGUCGAAAUAGGACUGAAAUCACCCAGAGACCCGACCGUGACCUUGGGGAGCUGCGGGCUUGGAGGAACUUCAGCCGGAACCACUCCUGGAAAGGCGCCUAUGGCUCGAAAUAUUUCGUGUAGAGCGUGAGCAUAAAAACAAGCGCAGACGAAUGGAUCUUCAAGCUGACGCUUCUUCCACACUGAUGGACGAAACUGCUAUUUGGCAGUAGGACGUGCUGCCUGGCACAUCUUACCUUCUGCCAUGGACAUCACUGCUCCAUCCUCUCUCCCUCCCUCCACCAUGCUCCAACUCAAUCCCCUUGACGACUCCAACCUAACCUUACCCUUCCCAAACUUGACAGACUUACCCAACCUAACCUACUUAAUCAACGACACCACGUUCCACGAGCCAAUACCACCAGCCUUGGCCAUGUCCCUUCCAGAAGCCCUGGUGACCGCUCUCGUGCUGUCAGCCAUCAUGGUGGGCACCGUUUUCGGCAACGUGCUCGUCAUCCUGGCCAUCUUCACCUACAGACCUCUGCGAAGCGUCCAGAACAUGUUCAUCGUGUCCCUAGCCGCGGCAGAUAUCGCAGUGGCACUCCUGGUGAUGCCCUUCAAUGUGGCGUACGCGUUGAUGGGCCGCUGGGUAUUUGGUCUUCAUGUCUGCGAACUGUGGCUCACAUGCGACGUGCUCUGUUGUACCGCUUCCAUACUUAAUCUGUGUGCAAUAGCGUUGGACCGAUACUGGGCCAUCCAUGACCCCAUAAACUACGCUCAGAAACGAACUCUAAGGAGGGUCUUGCUCACCAUCUUCCUCGUCUGGGCCAUCAGCGCUCUCAUCUCUGUGCCACCCCUUAUUGGUUGGAAUGACUGGCCCGAGGUGUUCGACGAGACUUCCCCGUGCCAACUGACGGAAGAACGUGGCUACGUCGUCUACUCUGCAUCCGGCUCCUUCUUCGUGCCUCUCUUCAUCAUGACCAUAGUCUACUUCAAGAUCUUCCUGGCCACCAGGCGACGGCUCCGCAACCGAGCCAAGGCCAUCGCGGCCACGCUUCAAGUGAAACCGAUGUCGGGCAACUUCCUGCCGCUCCCGCCGAACCCCAUGGAGAACUCAUCGGCCGAGUCCGGCAACACGGAGUGCCCGCAGUCGCCUCAGACCGAGCAGAGCCCCAUCGACCCGGACAUGGACAGCAUAGCGGCUGUGAAGCUGGAGGACGACGAACCGCCGAAGCAGAUCAACGGGCAGCCCGUUGUCCCCAACGUGAAACAAUACAUGGAAGAACGGCAAAGGAUAUCGCUUUCCAAAGAACGGCGAGCGGCCAGAGUGCUGGGCAUUGUCAUGGGUGUCUUUGUGCUCUGUUGGUUGCCGUUUUUUCUCAUGUACGUUAUCCUGCCGUUUUGUGGAGACAGGUGCUACAUUACGGCCAAGACUGUGAAUUUCAUUACGUGGCUGGGCUACAUCAAUUCGGCCCUGAAUCCCGUCAUAUACACUGUGUUCAAUCGCGACUUCCGCAAGGCCUUUAUUAAGAUACUGGGCCGGAAAAAAUGAGCCGUUCUUCUGAAAUUUAUGUAAGUGCGCUGUCUUCCAUAGUGUCAGACGUCUUUGGCCGCUACAGGCAACGCCGUUUCGGUGCAUAACGUACUGCUGUACGUGCGAAGAAAAAAAAAUGUAGCGUACAUUGGCGCUACAUUCGUUGCUAGUCACCGAUAUGUUGUAAAAAGGGCGAUGUAUUACCGGGAAAGUACAUUGCUUUUUUUUUUUUUAAUGUGUUGUAAAAUAUAUCCGAGAGACAUAUAUGACGCGCAUGCAGCUGUUGCAGCGCAAACGUCUGCUUUGUGGCAGUCGAGGCGAAUUGUUGACAUUAGUUGUUUUUAUCAUGGGUGCUGAGAGCAGGUAUUGCAAUUGUUUUCACUAGUACAGAAAUUGUCGUGAAAAGUUGCGAGGGACGAGUCACUGGUCGCAACAUUGCACUCUGAAUUAUGUUGCCCAUUAACUAUAAGGACAGGUCCUGUUUCUCUCUUUCCUUCAUGCCCUCUUCCAUUCUCUACGCGAAAUAGGAACUGGUAUAAAAAAAAAAUAACCGAGAUAUUACACCAAAGCCGUUGGGGAUUCAGCGUGACAGUGGCGCCCCCGCUAAAGCUCGCGACGCGGGUAAUCGCAUAAUUGACGUGCAUCGCGCCACAUCCUCGCUUGAGCUGGAUUGGGGCCGUUACAGCAGACGACGUCAUACGGGCAAAGGUGGGCGUGCGGAGUUGUCGCGCUGAGCUACUUACGGCUGGAAAAUGCGCUAGUGCAGUGUGGCGUUAUCGAGGAGUGUGCCGAACAAAGUUGAUGCACCGUGAACCGUGAACUUUGAAUAAUUUUAAAUUUAAUAAAACGUAGCGGUAGCUUUAUAUGAAGCCCCAUGGAGCAAAAAAAAAAAAAAAAAAAUUUGAAGACAUGGGCUUCGUUGGAAAACCUUCAAGGUCAGUGUGAUCUCGAGAAAAGCUGUUUCAGUGAACAUUUCUCAGCCUGAGUUCUUUGUUUACACUUUCAAUUCUUGGGCCUCAGGCACUCCCGCGUUAUUCACGCUUCGUGGCAUCGUUUCAGCUUGUUUUUUUUUUUUGUUGUUUUUUCUCUCUCUCUCGCUCUCUCUUCAUAUUCGGGAGGAAGAAAUAUUGACAAGUCCGACGCGAGUAACAUAGGAUCUGCACCGCCAUCCUGGGAGCUGAAUAUUGGGCUUCUGACAGCUUCCAAUAUUGCGUGGCGGAAACUUUAAAAAGUUACGUCGUCGGUUCGCAACAGUGAACAUCAGUAAAGAAUAGAAAGCCCCAGCGUGACUGGCAGUGUAAUGCCAACACAGGAUAUGUCGUGCAUUUUUUUUUCUUCUUUUCUCACACAUUUUCUUUUACAGGCUUACUGACGACGAGCGACAGGUAUGUUCUAUAUUGCAUUCCUGCCCCCUGGGGAUCUUUCGUGUAUUAAAUAUCUGCCUUUAAUCGCUUGAAGAUGUUCAUACCGAAAUUUUUCGAUGCCCUGGGAAACGUGGCAAAUUCAUUGCGUUGCACGGAUUGGUGGUUUCAAGGAGCUAUUUUUUUCAUUCUUUCCUACUGUUCGGUGUAAAUAAAACUAAAGAGAGUUACGCGUCAUUUGAGGACAAAAUACUUUUCCUCAACGAUUCCUCCGGAAAAGAGGCAAAAAUUUUAAUAUCGACAACACAUUGUGGCUUAUCUUACGCUGUUUCAUUCUGACUUUUACACGUCGUGUUUUCGUGUAUGUUCCGGUCUCUCCGCUAAGCGCAUCGGAGCCUGGUUAAAGAGAGUUCGAAAUGCCGCCAUAUAUUAUAGCUCGCCGCAUGACCUCUAACCUUUCAGACUGAGUUCUUAAAUUGUAAGGUUAUUGUCGUAGCGCAUGUGCUGUCAAGCUGGUUGUACAUAAUUUACUUAGUAGGCAGUACACUUUGAAGAACACAAUUGAUGCCGAAAUAGUUAUGAUUCCAAUUGUUCACGACACAAAGACUCAAGCUUCCCAAAUCAGCUGUAAUUAACGUACAGCUCACGAAAGAUUCAAUGUGUACCAGGGCAUCGAGCCUCUGAAGCAGUUCACCUUGGCAUCCACGCAGCCGUGUUUGAAAGGCAAAAUCUUACAUACGAUGGACCUUCUUGUCGCCCUUUUCAUUGUCGUCCGCAUAAGCGUUUUACCGAAGUCUAAGUUUACCAAACUACCAGUAAAAGCUCUGCGACCAUCACUGGUGUGCAUCAUAUCCCCCUAAAAACCGUAAAUGAAGACAAACUGACGUGCGAAUUGAUUUUGUCGACAUGCCUUGAAUUCGAAAAACUUGCCGAAAACAUUGCAAUGUUUAUUUUCUUUCCACUUUCCAAGCCGCGUUGCUUGCUCGUUUUUCGUGAAUGCGUGACAAACUUUAUCCAUGCAAGCCAUAUUUAGGUUGAUCCCCUUAGCCGGAAGGUGCAGUAUUCUUGUUCAUGUUCGCGGAGUUUACGAGGUGGACUAUUUACGAUGUUUACCAGAUCAGGACACCGUGAAGAAAGCAGCGCGAGAGAGUGUUUCGUCUUACAAAUAUUUAGCCAAUAAAAGUCAAAGCAUAGCCAGAGAAAUACUACAUAUGAUAUGCCUCUCGCACGGUGCUAUUCCCUCUUCAUGUGGCAAUGCGGGUCAGCCUUAACUUAGAGCAAGUUUACAAAAAUUGGUGCUUUCAUUUAUUUCUCUCGACGACGUAUUUCCUUGUAGCUGUGCUGCAACGACUUCCGCCUUCCUCGUGGCGUUAGUCUAUUUGCACGUGCGUUCUCUAUUGGCACAUCUGUGAGGUCGCCCGUUACGUUGACAGCGUAUAGCUGACGCAGCACUAAAGGACUGCUGGGCAAAUUGCAUACUAACGGUGACGUGACUUAACCAAAAUUGAUGCGUACUCGCUCCCGCGUUUCGAGCAUGCGUGUACGAUGUAGUUUAAAGGACCAUGGAGUAUACCAGCUGUAUUUAGCAGCCAAGUGGUUAGCAGAUGUAGCACCUGGCAGCUUGUAACCACCUUGAUGAUACGUCAUGCCUCACUUGAGUACUUCCGUUGCUGACUCAUUCGGCCAGUAGCGGAGAUUGCGUACUACUGAGCAUGUGCGUUAGGAAUAUGGUAGCUCUCCGAACAAGCAUGGGCCCAGUACGUGAGUGACUUUCGCUUCAUCAUUUUCGCAUCAUUCCAGAGCAGCGAGAGAUUGCCCAGUUAGUUUCGCCAUCUGUCGGAGGUCUUCAGCGCCUCCACCUUUCGACAAACUCGAAUUAAUCGAGGCUGUCUGACCAAACGCAACGACAACUAUCAAAUCUAAAAUAUACAUAAAACUGUGUUAUUGCCAUAAUGGAAUACCGCUUGAACGCAACCGUGUCACUGCUCGCAUCGCUGAUUGUAAGUUUCGUCGCAAACGUAGGCCAAUAUCCCCGACUGGUUUUGUUUAGCUGUUCUAGGGUUAUUAGGGAGCGUGUUCUGUUAGAGCACGGCAUUUUCAGCUACCACGCCCUCAUGGUAGCACAGCCUCUCGUAGUAUGAGUGCGCGCACUUCGAGUGAUUUACCUGACUCUCUCUCUCUCUCGUCUCUCACCCGACACCGCGUUCGGAAGUGCAAUUAUGCUCGCCAUGGAAGACGGAUGGACUGUGUGGCUCAACUUGUUCACGGCGUCGUACACACGGCCAUCUUACGUCGUCCAUCUACUUCGUUAUUUCGUGGAAAGUAAAAUGGACAGUUAACUGGCUCUCCUGAGCCUCCAGCCAUUGCUCCAGCCCGCUUGGUGACAUCCGUCUGCGUUAGAUUGUGCUGGAGAUCAUCUCAUCGCAAAGUCUGUAGGGCUUGUGCAUACCGCCGAAGCGCUGGGACGGCUUCGAUGUCCGGGUUCCUCUCACGAACCUGGGACUACCGCUGGGCUGCGUGUUAGGUUUUCGUAUUCAUAGUCUAUAUUUUCAAAUUCAAGCAAAUUCUGGAUGUCCUUUCUUUCUGGAGUUAUGGAAGAUACCAUAUGUUAUUAACGAACACAUUUUAAUUUAGGAAAACAGUGAACUCUGAUGGGAGGCCGGUACUGUGUAUGCAGGCGCAGUGACAGAGCACGAAAAGUGAGCCCGCGUUCACCCCUAGCGGAGGUGUCAUCUACUAAAGGAGCUGCUUAGAUAAGAUAAGUUUAACUGGGCUACGGUGAAUUGGAGCUAGGUGGCUGCCCUAAGACAACACCUGCUAGAUAGCAUCAGGCCUGCGCCCCACGUGACACAGCGUCACACGCGAAGGCCUGCUGUGGAUGCUGCUGCUGACGUCAAUGAAAGAGCGAACAAGAGAAAAGCUCGAAGCAGCUCGCAAAUCUCACGCAGGCCUCCGUGAGUUAGGCAGUGCGUAGGCCUUCUACUAUCUAGGAGGUGUUAUUGCCUAAGAGCGCCUGCAGCUGCUUGUAAGGCAAGCAAACGUUGUUUACAUCAUUUUGCCAGCUAAACUUACGUCAGGUGUAUGAUGUACUGCUUGAGACACACUGGUCAACACCCACUACGCUAGCACUCCUACCAGCUGUGCGCCUACUAAAAGUCUAGACUGGUAGCUAACCAGCACGCUGCCAGCAAUGACAUUUGUGCUGCGUAUAUGCGUACAGCGUAUAUCCCGCGCUACUGCAUCGGACUGCACAUUGAACGAAAUAAUUUUCUUAGCCGUGUAGCUACAACAUUUUCAAUCCGCAAGAAACUUAUGACAACGAAGGUUUUACUACUCUGGCGACUGCUCCUAUAAUAUCAGUUGCUUCCUGUAUGCACAAGCCCUAUUCACUGCAUACCAUGAGACGAGAACCUCAGACAGUAAACGUGUACAUAAUUUACGAGUAUUAUUGACGCGCAGCCGAUGGGUGACGACGUGUGCCGUUAUGGAGAAUACUGUUAUUAUAGGUACGUUAUACAAAAGCUGUUUAAUAAGUGUGUUCUCUUAAGUGGCGUUCUUCGAUGUGUAUAUGAUAUAAUACUACAUGAAGCAGCCGAUGCGUGUUGCUGCAUUCGACGUUGUGCAGUCACGAACUGAAGCAGCGUACCGCUACUUAAACAACAGUGCACAAAGUACCCUUCAUCGAGAAGUUCAUCAUGAAUAAAAAAUACUCCACAUGUGUGUUGGCAUGUCCAACCGUGAAUUACUAAAUAAGGGCCCACUGGACAGGACAGAUGCCGUGUCUGUAUAUACAUUACUUAUUUUUCUUUGCGCAUAGCGCCGAAUAUCGCAAAAUGAAGAAACCAUAUCAGAGUGUACAUAUAUAUCUGAAUAAACAUCGCGUAUCUCUUG